Molecule: messenger RNA, 1560 nt
Organism: Paramecium tetraurelia
Lineage: Eukaryota; Ciliophora; Oligohymenophorea; Peniculida; Parameciidae
Exons: 2
Source: RefSeq, a predicted model, not a curated record
AUGGAUGAAGAAUCAGUAUCAUUACUCUUUGAGUACAUUCUAGGAUUGAGUGAUGUCUUUGAAUUCGAUACAGACAGACUAUUGUAAUGGAAAUGCAAACAAAACAAAGACUCUAAGAAAUUAUCAUUUAAACCAAAAGGUAAAUUCAUCAGCCAAAUCUCUACAGAAUUAAAUCAUUCAAUAAGUGUAAAAUUAGAUCAUUUGAGAGAUCAAUCAAAACAACAAACCGAUGCCAUCAUGUAUAAAUUUAAUACUCAAGAUCAUGUUCUCUAACAGCUGACUUAGCAAAUUAAAGAUAAACCAAGUCAUGAAGAUUUGUAUGAUAUUCAAAUUGAAAUUCGUCAAUUAAAACGAGAACGUCAAGAAGAUCUCACCAAAAUCUAAGCUCAAUUCAAUAAUGAAUUAACAACAAUUCAACAAUCCCUUGAUUCUUGUAUAAGUACUCAGGAUUUUCAUUCCAUCUUCGAAGAGGAGAUAAGUGACCAUAUGAGUAAACUCUAAGCCAAAUUUGCUCCUAAAGACCUAACCCUAUAACAAUUAGAUCUCCUGGAUUGUAGAUUUCAUCAUGUGAGUGAGUAACUAAUUGAGCUCAAACGAUUUACCAAUACUAAUAUUAACACAAUUGUGAACAAAUAAGAUUUCAUUCUAUCAGACUUAACUACAACUGUUAAAUUACACGAAUUUGAAGAAUUUGUAGAAUCUUCCAAAUAAUUUGCAACCCAAUCACAACUUACAUUAUUGCAGAAUCUCCUCCUACCCAAAUUCUAAGAAAUACAAGACAUUGUCGACAAAAGUGUAAAUGAUGUAGAAGGAUUCCGCAAAGUUAUCAAGGCAACAGAUUAUGAAUUAUUACAAAAGUCUACCAAAAUGGACUUCCUUAUAUUAAAAUAAGAAAAUGAAGAAAAUAGACUUAAAUCCUAAAACAUUUUGCUUUAAAUUUAAGAAACAUCAAAAUAAAUCACUAAAUUCUAUUAAUAUUUUGAUGACCAAAAGGCAAUUAUGGCUAAGGAAUUAACAGAGUAAAUAAUAAGUAAAAUAGAAGAAACUAUUAAGCAAAAUGUUAUCAAUCAGAUGGAAGCCUAUAAUCUUCAAGAUAUUGCAUAAUAAAUAGAUUGUCUUUAAGAUUUCCUAAAGACUAAGGCGAACAAGAUUGAUGUUUCGGAUGCUUUAAAACUAAAAUCAAAUCAAAAAGAAUUCUUGAAUCUUGAAGAUCAAAUCAAUAUUAUGAAUUAGACUUUUAAAUCUUAGAUUCGGAUUUUAGCUGAAUUUAUGGAGUUAUUUGGAAUGAAUACAGAUAAUGAAUCCAUGAAUUUUAAAAAGAAUACAAUUCAAAAAUUGAUAUUUGAUGCCAAAGCUCUUAAAAAUAGUUUUCAACAAUUACAUUAACUUACUGGAUUAGAAGAUUAACCAGCUACAACUAGAAAUAGUACUCACAGAAAGAAAUUCAGUACAUCUCCUAAAAAUAAUUAAGUCAAAUUACUACUAAGACCCUUAUUAUCAAACACAUUUUCUCUACAAUAAGCUAAAAGAAAUAAAUUGAAUGCUUCAAAUAUAUCAUGA